AUGGGCAACAAACAAGAGGAGCUGGAAGCCAUUGUGCAGCAGGAAGGCUAUGAUGUAGUCGCCAUCACAGAAACGUGGUGGGAUGACUCGCAUGACUGGAGUGUUGCCAUGGAUGGCUACAAGCUCUUCAGAAAGAACAGAAUCAGGGGGAAGACCAACAAGGCCGACAUCAUCAUAGGUGUCUGUUACAGAUCGCCCUACCAGGAUGACGAAGGGGAUGAAUUAUUCUACAAGCAGCUGGCGGAUGUCUCGAAAUUGUCCUUGUCCUUUGCAGACUAUCCUGAUCUCCGCAAACAUAACAACUGCAUGGCUGAAUGCCUCACACCAGCAAUUUAUGCUAGGCUAAGGGACAAGAUCACUCCCAAUGGCUACACCCUAGACCAGUGUAUCCAAACCGGGGUUGACAAUCCUGGCCAUCCUUUCAUUAAAACUGUGGGUAUGGUUGCAGGCGAUGAAGAAUCCUAUGAGGUAUUUGCUGAGAUUUUUGACCCUGUCAUUAAAGUGAGGCAUAAUGGCUAUGAUCCGUGCACAAUGAAGCAUCACACAGACCUGGAUGCAUCCAAGAUCACCCAUGGUCAAUUUGAUGAGCGCUAUGUCCUCUCAUCACGUGUACGUACUGGUCGUAGCAUCCGGGGCCUCAGCCUUCCUCCAGCUUGUACCAGGGCAGAGAGAAGAGAAGUAGAAAAUGUUGUAGUCACUGCUCUAGCUGGACUGAAAGGAGACCUUUCUGGAAAGUACUAUAGUUUGACUGAUAUGUCUGAGAAGGAUCAGCAGCAGCUUAUUGAUGAUCAUUUUCUCUUUGAUAAACCAGUGUCCCCUUUGCUAACAUGUGCUGGGAUGGCACGUGACUGGCCAGAUGCCAGAGGAAUCUGGCAUAACAAUGACAAGACAUUUCUUGUCUGGAUUAAUGAAGAGGACCACACCAGGGUGAUCUCCAUGGAAAAGGGUGGCAACAUGAAACGGGUGUUUGAAAGAUUUUGUCGUGGUUUAAAAGAGGUAGAAAGAUUAAUUAAAGAACGAGGCUGGGAGUUCAUGUGGAAUGAACGUCUUGGAUAUGUUCUGACUUGUCCUUCGAACCUAGGAACUGGUUUACGUGCUGGAGUACAUGUAAAGCUGCCAAACCUUAGCAAGGAUCCCAGGUUUCCAAAAAUCCUGGAGAACUUGAGGCUGCAGAAGCGCGGCACUGGUGGAGUAGACACAGCAGCUGUCGCAGACGUGUAUGAUAUCUCCAACCUGGACCGCAUGGGUCGAUCAGAGGUAGAACUAGUUCAGAUUGUCAUUGAUGGAGUCAACUAUCUAGUUGACUGUGAGAAGAAACUGGAAAGAGGUCAAGACAUUAAAGUACCACCACCGUUACCUCAGUUUGGCAGGAAGUGAUCUUGUG
This is a messenger RNA of Pseudopipra pipra, 1384 nucleotides long. Its product is annotated as creatine kinase S-type, mitochondrial-like. The coding region runs from base 1 to 1377 and encodes 458 amino acids. NCBI's taxonomy places the organism in Eukaryota, Metazoa, Chordata, Aves, Passeriformes, Pipridae. Gene Ontology annotation, molecular function: creatine kinase activity. The record is from RefSeq and is a predicted model, not a curated record. The transcript is spliced from 10 exons. Gene Ontology annotation, cellular component: mitochondrion. Gene Ontology annotation, biological process: phosphocreatine biosynthetic process.